Carassius auratus (goldfish) is the source of this 5601-nucleotide messenger RNA. RefSeq names its product lysine-specific demethylase 4B-like. The record is from RefSeq and is a predicted model, not a curated record. The transcript has 21 exons. Gene Ontology annotation, molecular function: histone H3K9 demethylase activity. Gene Ontology annotation, cellular component: nucleus; chromatin. Gene Ontology annotation, biological process: regulation of gene expression; chromatin remodeling. Bases 163 to 3660 code for a protein of 1165 amino acids. NCBI's taxonomy places the organism in Eukaryota, Metazoa, Chordata, Actinopteri, Cypriniformes, Cyprinidae.
AAUCACGACACACGUCGAGCUGCAGUGGGCGGAGACGCGGCCCAGCGUUAUUGUAGCACAACCGAGCCUUUGGAAUCCAGAAAACGAAUAGAAUCGAGAAGAAAACCGCGACAAAAAGAGCUAAAAACGAGCCAGAGCUGGAGCAUUUGCUGACUUGGAGUCAUGGACCCGGUUUUACCUCCAGACCCGAAUCCUGAGCCUGAACCGGCUACAGACGUGACUUCAGACGCCGUUCAAGAUUCUCCAGUCCAACCCACCUUGGAUCUGAACCAGCAGCCAUGCCUGGAACCAGCUCCAGAACCGGCCCUGGAACCCUCUGGAGAACUGAACCCGAACCCAGAAAUAAAGCCAGAACCAUCAGCACCAGAACUCACACCAGAACUACCGAUCCCAGAACAGGCCCCGGCACCGGCACCGGCCCCAGCAGCCAACUCCUACAAGAUCAUGACCUUCAGACCCACCAUGGAGGAGUUCAAGGACUUUGGGAAGUACAUCGCUUACAUCGAGACCCAAGGAGCUCAUCGUGCUGGUCUGGCAAAGGUUAUUCCGCCGAAGGAGUGGAAGCCGCGGCGUUCCUAUGAAACCAUUGAAGAGAUGGUCAUUCCCGCUCCCAUCAUGCAAGUGGUGACCGGCCAAUCAGGACUCUUCACUCAAUACAACAUCCAGAAGAAGUCCAUGACGGUUGGAGAAUAUCGCAAACUGGCCAAUAGUAAAAAGUACUGUACCCCUCAACACAAGGACUUUGACGACCUGGAAAGAAAGUACUGGAAAAACUUGACGUUUAUGUCGCCCAUUUACGGCGCCGACAUAAGCGGGUCCCUUUAUGACCCGGACAUCACGGAGUGGAACAUCGGCCAUCUGAACACUCUUCUGGACAUGGUGGAGCAGGAGUGUGGGAUCGUCAUCGAGGGCGUCAACACGCCAUACCUGUACUUCGGCAUGUGGAAAACCACCUUCGCCUGGCACACGGAGGACAUGGACCUCUACAGCAUCAACUACCUGCAUUUCGGCCAACCAAAGUCCUGGUAUGCCAUUCCUCCCGAGCACGGCAAGAGGUUGGAGCGGCUGGCGCAAGGUUUUUUCCCAGGAAGUUCUCAGGGCUGCGAUGCAUUUCUCCGUCACAAGAUGACCCUCCUUUCGCCAUCCAUCCUGAAGAAAUACAGCAUCCCCUUUGAUAGGAUCACGCAGGAGGAGGGCGAGUUCAUGAUCACGUUCCCGUACGGAUAUCACGCCGGAUUCAACCACGGCUUCAACUGCGCCGAGUCCACGAACUUCGCAACCCUGCGCUGGGUCGACUACGGCAAGAUGGCCACGCUGUGCUCGUGCCGUAAGGACAUGGUGAAGAUCUCCAUGGACGUCUUCGUUCGCUGUCUGCAGCCUGACCGAUACGAGCUGUGGAAACAGGGGAAAGACAACAUGGUCCUGGACCACCUGAAGCCCACGAGCCUCACCAGCCCCGAGCUGGAGCACUGGAGGAAAACCAGAGUCACGUACAGAGAGAAGCUCCUGCGCAGAGCUCAGGCGAGGGUGAAACAGUUUCGGCGUCUGAAGCUGGAGGAGGUGAAGGUCCUGGACGAGGAGGGAGUGAAGCUGGAUAUGAAUGAGUAUCUACACAAGGUGGAGGAGCGCGAGGAGCAGCGACGGCAGAAAAGGGAUGAGCGCAUGGCGCGGGAGGCGCUCCUCACAUUGGAGGCGCUGGAGAGGGAGGAGCAGGAGCAGGCGGAAGCAGCGCUUCGGGAAGAAGACGGAAAAAUGGAUUCCCAGGAUCCUCCGCCGGAAAACAGAGAGGAGGAGGAGGAGGAGAAGAAGAAGAAGAAGAAGAAAAAGAAGAAGCCAAAGCAUCCCGGCGAGCUCUCCUUCCAGGAGGUGUUUGAGCAGUUCGCUUCCAGUGAUGUUGACAGUAAUGGAGCCACUCCCGACCUACAGCUGAGUCCCUUCCCGAAGCUGAAGAAGAAAGUUGAAGUGAAGAAGAGUCGUAGACAUCCAAUCAGCAAGCCGCCCAUGCGCUCUCCUCACUCCAUAGUCAAACAGGAAGCCUCCAGCGACGAAGAGCUGUACUCUGGGCUGCCUGUAGGUGGCGGUGUGCAGCCGGAGGCUAAGAAGUCCGAGGAGAGCGCCUUGUGGCAGAACCGCGUGCCAAACUUCCUGAACGAGAAACAGUUCAACGUUGCGAUGGCGACCAUUGAGCCGCACUGCGCCGUCUGCAUGCUCUUCUGUCCGUACACACAGCCUAUGAAGGACCCCUUCCACCUCUCGGACACGUCCGGUCUGGUGUCACGGGUCGGCUGUCGCACGCGUCCGCUGGUUCCUGAGAUGUGCUUCAGCGCGGGUGCGGAGAACACCGAGCCACUGCCGUCGAACUCCCACAUCGGUGACGACGGCACCAGCGUCCUGCUGUCCUGCGGGAGCUGCAGUCUUCAGGUCCACGCUAGUUGUUACGGCGUUAAUCCAGACACGAAACAGGAGGGCUGGACGUGUUCUCGGUGUAAUGCUGCCGAAUGGACAGCCGCCUGCUGUCUGUGCAGUUUAAGAGGAGGAGCUUUGAAGAAAACCACAGAUGACAGGUGGGUUCAUGUGAUCUGUGCCGUCGCUGUGGCCGAGGCUCGCUUUGUUAACGCGGUGGAGCGAGAGCCUGUGGACGUGACGGCCGUCCCUGACACCAGGAAGAGUCUGAAGUGCGUCUACUGCCACAAGACGACCAAGCAGAUCUUGGGUGCGUGUAUCCAGUGCUCGUUGGACAACUGCUCCACGUCCUUCCACGUCACCUGCGCCCUCCUCGCCGGAGUCGUCAUGAAGCCAGCCGAUUGGCCGUACGUGGUGUCCGUCACCUGCCACAAACACAAACAGACCAAUCAGAAGGUGCGUAGCUGCUAUAGAAGGGAUCUCAAUGCACAUGGUGAUCCUCAAACUGACGCGUUGCCUCCAUUGCAGGUCAAAAACCGCACCCGCGAGCUGUCUUUAGGUCAGGAGGUCAUCGGCAGAAGCAGCAAUGGUUGGUUUUAUCGCUGCACCAUCACCGGCAUCGGCACGCAGAACUACUACGAGGUCAAUUUCGAUGACGGCUCCUACUGUGAUAAUGUCUUCCCAGAGAACCUGCUGAGUCAUGACUGUCUGAGGAACGGCCCUCCAGAACGGGGCGAACUCGUGGUGGUCAAGACAUUCGACGAACGGGUUCUCAACGCAUCUUUCAUAAGGGAAAAUGUCCAACGAUACUAUCAGGUGGAGUUUCAGGAUGAGACACAGAUCUUACUGAAGCGCAGCGAGAUUCACUCUCUGAACCAAGAGCUGCCUAAGAGGGUCAUGUCUCGUAUGCAGACAACUGUGAACCAACAGCAACCUCAGGCGCAACCGUCAGAUGAACCUUUGGCCGCAAAACGCCCACGUCUGCCAACACCGCCACCCACACUAGCCAUUGAGCCCUCGGUGCUACCUCCAGAAAUAGUCACCGCUUUCCUGCCCGCUAGUAUUACUCCAAACACCAGCAUUGCCCCCUGCCUGCCUCCACCCACAUCACUUCCUGUUUCAGCACCCACACUUCCUGCCCCGGAACCAAGUGAGAGUUACACCCACAGCUCCAGCUACAUAGCCUACAUGGAGUCUCUCCUCAACUCGGACUUUCCUCCAGAAGAGGGCGAACAUGGCGUUGAGCCGAUGUUUUGAAGCACUGUUGCGGGCUACCAGCUAUUUGUCAAUGCUUCAUACAGACUUUAAAUUCAUCUACUGCAUGUCUUUGUUUCAUUUAUUCGCUGUUGUGCUAAUCUGAGUCUCCCACCCAUGAAUGGUGUGUGUGGGAUACAUGCGUGUCAUUAUAGACUGAAGCCGAAACAUACCCAGUACAUAGCCUUGGGGGAUGCCGUACUCUUCCGACUAUUUCCACGAUCCCUUUCUCUGGUUCUUCCACUAAAUGGAAAGAGCCACCAUACGUUUUCAGAUGGGAUAAUCAUUCACUGUAUGUGCUGUUAAAUUUAUACCUGAUUUUUUUUCUCUAACGAGUGCUAAAUAUUUUUCUAACUCAAGCCAAAACAUCAUGCUACCCGGUCACAGUUCAAAUAGACAGUCUAUAUCUGUACAGUUUCAAGUAUUUUUCUCUGUACUCAAGUGUUCGGGCGGAGAGGUCACAGGAAGAGUUUAGCUGGGCUCAAGGGAUUUAAUAAGUAUUUAAAUGUCUUUUGUCACAUAUAGGUUUAAAAUAUUUGUAUAAAGAAAAUCCAUUAUGGCAGCAUCGGAAGCUACAGUUUUCAGUUAGUGUACACAUUUGUGUUACGAUAGAUUUGUGCGUCUCAAUGUAUCCUUCUAUAAUCAACGAUAAAAUGUUUUUUCAGCCACAGAUGAUUUGUUUUUGUAGCAUACUUGGUAGACGUUGAUAUUGAAUACGAUUCACCCGGUCUGUUUUUUUAUUAUGAUUACUGUUGUUGUUAUGAUUAUUAUUUUUAUUUUGAUGAAUCUUUGCAACACAAUGUCGAAAGAUGAAAAAAAAAGUUGUUGAGUUUAUAAUUUUUAUUCAAGAGGUUGAAGUGGCGUACAUUUAAGCGUGUAUAGUCAUAGGUGAUAUUAAACAGAUACGCAAUCCGCCUUCUCAAGGUGCUAUAGAGGUCUUAGACUACUGAGGGGCGGUCUGGGUCAGGUGACCCACAAUGAGGUGUACAUACUAGACGUCCUGCUCACGAAUUGGAAAAAUGUUCUUCAGUGUAACUUCUAGUCUUACAAAUGCCAUGUCACAUUUGAAUAAAGGGUCUGGUUGUCGCUUUGGAUUUCUUUUCUCUUUUAUUUUGUUUGCCCAUCCUGAUUUCAUUUUCUGAUGUAAGCGAUUAUCAAUCGGCACACCUCCUUCACCGGUAUUUGCAGGUUCAUCAUCCAUAUAGCAUUGAGAAUUUGCUUCAGCGCCCCUUGAUUGAUUCGUAAACAAACACUGAUAAGACCUUUACAGACAGGAUUGUCAUUAUAGACUGAAGCCAAAACGAGCCCAGUACAUAGCUUUGGGGGAUGGCACACUCUUCAGACCCUUCCCACAAUCCCUCACUCCCAAUUCUUCUCUAAACCAAAAUAAUGGCCAAAUAAUUUUAGAUGGAAUAAUCAUUCACUUUAGCAUGCCAAAGAUUUUGGAGAAUUGUUAAAAAUGCAAGAUAAAUUAAUACAAGAAAAGUCCCCAGAUGAACUUAUUAAAAUAUUAAGUUGACAGCCCUUCUUUUUCAAUAUAUUGUCUCUUACAUCAUGAUUUUUUUUCAUACUAUUAUUCCUCCUUUCAUUAAGCAUGUUUUUUAAUAACAAAAAUCUGAAUUACACCUUUACAUAUGAAGUGAUUAUGAAACUAUUGAGUGCAUCCUCUUUCCUUCCGUUCAAUGUGACAACCACCAUUCUCAUCUCAACACUGUUUAUUGUUUUCUGUCUGCCAGUUGCCUACGGCCGCUCUGACACUAGACACAGUGUGUCAAUGGCAUUUGUACUCCCGUGUUUCUGGGGUUUCUGCUUUGCAUUAACAGAAACGUCACAAGGGGCAGGUUUAAUGAAAUAACCCACCACAGCUUGCAUACUGAUGAUGGCAAAUGUUUAUCUGUGCAGAAGUACUAGGAAAGAUUCUAAUAAAAUGUGAAGUGAAAUGGU